GUCCAAAUCCAAUGCGCACUAUACCCUAUAAUCCGAUGGCUCUGUUGAGUGUGGAACGAAGUCUGGCUGUGCCGUCCUUCGUUUGGGCGCCAGAUACUCGCCCAUACGGCGGGUGGGGGGCGGGCUCGCUGGCGCGCGGCCACGGGCGGAGUGCCUGGCCAUGGAAAUUUGCCUCAACGAGCCCCUGCUGCACCUACCGCCCACAUCCGGCAGGCGAGGGGCGGCUGUGUUUACGGACCCGCUACCACUCCUCGGUGCAUUUUAAACGGGGCCCGAGCAGAGUGACGGAUGGCGUACCUUGUCGCAUGGGGGGCUCCACCAUGAGCCCGAUUCGUUGA
Trypanosoma rangeli is the source of this 338-nucleotide messenger RNA. RefSeq lists its product as uncharacterized. The annotation marks the transcript as partial. The record is from RefSeq and is a predicted model, not a curated record. The transcript has a single exon. Lineage: Eukaryota; Euglenozoa; Kinetoplastea; Trypanosomatida; Trypanosomatidae.